Molecule: messenger RNA, 6038 nt
Organism: Drosophila eugracilis
Lineage: Eukaryota; Metazoa; Arthropoda; Insecta; Diptera; Drosophilidae
Product: chaoptin
Molecular function (GO): protein binding
Source: RefSeq, a predicted model, not a curated record
CGUUGGUUAUUUGGCGCGUAAGCAUCGGAGAGUAUCGCCUUGGCAGUGUGGCAAUAUCGAGUUGUGAUGUUGCUGGUGUUGCGGAAACAUCUCGUACCCAACCGGCGAGACAAAAUCGCGAAAUGGUGACCACAAAUAGAUAGGCUUUAAGAGCCCAAGGAAUAUAUCGUAUAUAGAUAACAAAGAGAUCGAUUCGGUUGUGCUUAUGGAAUAAAAGUAAUCCAGCGGUGAUUGCAAAGUGAAGUGAUCAGUAAUCAAAACUCAAGUGGCAAGAAAGGCGAAAGGCGAGCAAACGCUGUAGGCGGAGAAGCAAAAGUAACUUAGGCACAUGCAACAACUGGAUACGGAUACGCUUUUCAAGCCCUGAACAGCCGCCGACCAACGAGCACCCACCCACAAGUCAAGAUGCACCUGUACCUGGUGCUGAUCUCAUGUCUGGUGAGCUCCUCGCACUGCUGGCAAUUUGAUGGCGGAGGUCAUCGAAGGGCCAGGAAUACGGGCCGGAAUCCACCACCCGCAUCCGGAGGCAGGGGAUCCGCCGCCAUGUUGGGUUCCCAGCAGCAGGACGUCCUCUACGCCUGUCCACUCAACUCCAUGUGCCAGUGCGCCGGCCUGCCCAACGAGACAAGCACCCUGAUUGAGAUUAAUUGCAACGAGGUGGCCCUGUACAAGUUUCCAGAGUUCAUGCACAGCAGUGUGCGCUACAUCGAAAUGUCCAACACUCACCUGCAAAGUGUCGACGAUGAGACAUUCCAGGGACUGCGUCUCAAGACACUGAAGCUAAUCGACAACGAACUGCAGGAUAUAUCCGAGAGGAGUUUCAGCACGAUGGCACACUCGCUUAUGACAUUGGAUAUAUCUGGCAACAAGAUGCAGCACUUGCCACUGGAUGCACUGCAGCGAUUACACUCCCUCUCACGACUGGUGGCACAGCGCAACCACAUAACCACUUUGGAUGGUAAUUGGGACUCCCAACAUGAUACCCUUCGCUCCUUGCACAUGUCCGACAACGAUAUCACGGAAGUGGCGCCGGGAGGUGGAUCAAUAGAAGUGGUUUCCCAGAGUGACAAUAGUUCACAGCCCUCAAGCUUGGCCGCUAUCCAGACGAGAUUGGAAACGAGUAAUUCUCUUUAUCCACCAUCUCCUAGUUACGGAGACCGGACAACAGGAGGUCGUCCUUUCGAACAGCUCCAAAAACUACUCUGGCUGGACCUUUCCAACAACCGUAUCUACCACGUUGCCGGGAACUAUCUACCGAAAUCACUAGUAACAAUGGACUUGUCUAGCAAUCUCCUAACAGUCUUUCCUCAGCAACUCUUUGAACAACUUCCUGAGUUACGGAUCGUAAGUUUAAGGGAUAACCUAAUUCGGAAUGUACAGUGGAAAGAACUGCAAGUGAGGCCACUGCGAAUGCACCUUGAACGCUUGGAUUUAGGACAGAAUUGCAUUGAAAGCCUGGAAUCCGACUAUUUCCAACAAAACUAUUCGGAUGUUCACUUAAGGGCCUUAAAUCUAGAACAGAACUUUGUGACUCAGCUGCCCGAGGCCGUUUUUAAGGCCACGGGCAUAGCCCAUCUGGUGCUGGCCUUCAAUGCUAUUAGUCGCGUACAUCCAUCGGCCUUUGAGGGCUUAACCGAUACCCUGGAGUAUCUAGACUUGGAGAGAAAUCGACUUACUACAGUACCAGUGGCUUUAUCUUCGCUGCAUCGCCUGAAGUACCUCUACCUGACCUCCAAUCAGAUUAGCCAGCUGAGUAAUCUGCCAUCGUUCACGGAAAAUCUUCGUGUGCUUAGUCUGAGUGGCAAUAACUUCACCAUGAUUCCAGUUCUCGGCCUGAAAAACUACACACAACUUUCGUAUUUAAACAUGGGUUACAACUGCAUUUCAGAUAUCCCCGAAGGUAUUUUUGCUGUGGAUUCCUGGGGAAGCAAUCUGCAGACAAUUCUGCUGCGGAAUAAUAAGAUAACCCAUCUACAUUUGGGUUCCUUCGCAGGAUUGGAGCAGAUUCAGGAGAUUAGUUUGAGCUUUAACGAUAUAACCAUACAUCAUCCACUUGUAUUUGAAAAUGUUUCGAGAAGCCUUAAGAUUCUGGAACUCUCCUUCGCAGUUUUUCCAGCAAGAAGUCUGGAGAGCUUGGACCCAUUAGAUGCCCUACUACCGCUUUCCCAGCUCAUUUGGCUGGGUCUGGACAACAAUAACCUAAAGCAAAUCACGAAUGAAUCCUUCGCACAGAUGAAGGAGUUGAGCUACAUUAAUCUAAGCUUUAACCAGCUGAAGGCACUGCCCCGCGGACUCUUUCAGUCCGAUGUCCAUAGCCAUCUGGUGGAAAUUGAUUUGUCCUACAACGCCUUGGAGCGGCUGGAAGCGCAGACGUUUCAUAGCCUUGGGGAUUUGCAGACACUUAAUCUGCAAUCGAACCGCUUGAGGACCAUAGCACGCCAUGCUUUUCAGAACCUCGAGUUCCUACGCUACUUGGAUUUGUCUCAUAAUCGUCUGGUCAACAUCUCGCACGGCGCCUUUACGGUUCUGCCCAAUCUGGCUGCUCUGGAUCUCAUGCACAAUCAGCUGUGUUCAUUGUCCUUAAAGUCAUUUCUCUAUGUCUCCAAUACUACCACGCCAUUGCGACUCAAUGUUAGUCACAAUCACAUAUCAACCUUUUAUGACGAGCUGAGCAGCUACAUGUACAUUUACCAGCUGGACAUCAGUCACAAUCAUGUGGUCAAGUCGGAUAGCUUUACCAACCUGGCGAACACGCUGCGGUUUCUUAACUUGGCCCACAACCAGCUGGGAACUCUUCAGAGCCAUGCCUUCGGAGACCUAGAGUUCCUGGAGAUCCUAAAUGUAGCCCACAAUAAUCUCACCUCGCUAAGGCGUCGCAGUUUUCAGGGCUUGAAUAGUUUGCAAGAACUAGAUCUUAGUCACAACCAGUUGGAUCAGCUGCAGGUGGAACAGUUCUCAAACCUAAGGAAACUGCGGAUCUUGCGGAUCAACGCAAAUCGAUUGAGGGCUCUGCCGCGAGAAGUCUUUGUGAAUACACGACUGGAAUUCCUGGACAUAGCCGACAAUCAGUUGAGCGUCUGGCCAGUUCCGGCCUUUACGGACAUCGGAUUUACUCUUCGCUCCAUCCAGAUGUCCCACAACAAUCUUGAGUACUUGGAUGCCUCGAUGUUCAUCAACUCGCAGUUCCUGUACGACAUCAGUUUGGCCCGUAACCGCAUCACCAUUCUCCCGGACAAUACAUUCAGUUUUCUGAACAAUCUGACCAACCUGGAUCUGUCACAGAAUCCCCUGGUGACGACCAACCUGCGGGAGGUGUUUGUACACACGCCGCGACUGCGGAAACUGAGCCUUCACCACAUGGGACUGUAUGUCCUGCCGCCACUGAAACUGCCCCUUCUCUCUUACCUCGACGUGAGUGGAAACUAUCUACAGGAACUGUCCCCACUGGGAUCCCUACGUCACCUGCGUCACGUCAAUGUCUCGCACAAUAAACUUACGAAUGCCAGUUGUGCGGCGGAGCACUUACCGCCCUCGGUUCGCGUAUUGGAUUUGGCCCACAACCCAUUGCGCAGGAUAACACUGCACGAUCUGGCCAGUUUGCGACACCUAGCCGAACUGAAUAUCCUUGACGUGAAGGUGGCCAAUCCACAGGCAUUCUCUAAGCUGCGCUCACUGAGAAAGCUACAUGCCAGUUCGCAUGCAAAUCUGGGUGAGAUUGUGGCCAGGAUACCAGGGCUGCAACAACUGAAGGUCCACUGCCUGGAGCCGAAUAUUGGUCCACAGCUCUUUGCCAAGUUGGCCAAUAACACGAAAAUCCGACUGCUUGAGCUGUAUGGUAGCAACGUUCAGACCAUAGCUCCCGAUGUCUUCACCGGACUGUCGCGCAACCAGCGAUUACAGGUGAAGAUCUCGCACACCCGCAUCUCCGACCUUCCCCCUGGCAUUUUCUAUGCCCUGCGAGAGGUGCCUCACCUGUCCAUCGACAUCUCGCACAAUCGCAUCAACGCCCUGGCCGCCGACAGUUUUUAUCCCAACAAGAGCUACUGGGAUGCCGUGGGAACUCGGAGCAUUAUGGGUGGACUCAUUACCUCUCACAAUCCCCUGGAAUGUGAGUGCGGACUGGUCUGGUUCGGUCACUGGCUGCGACGAUGGCUAAGGGAGUCUGCCCAGAUCAAGGUUAUCCAGAAGGACGACCUCAAGCGCAUGGUUCAGCGAGCCCGUGCCAACACCUGCCACGAUCCGACAUCAGGUCGGCACCUGCCCAUCUUGGAGAUCUUUCCAGAGGAUCUGCUCUGCCAGGCGAGUGCGUUGAGCAGUUCUGGCCAGCGAAUAUUCCUGUUAUCCUUCGCGAUGGCCCUGUUGACACCCAUUGUGAUGACCACCAUGACUCUCUGAUGUUGGCUUUAGUUGCCGGCAAAGUAAGUUUUAACUACAUCGGACCGGAGGAGGUGGCCUUCCUAACUGACUCCGCUUCUGUGGCAAACUGCUGAAGAUAUUCAACUGUAUGAUAUGUACAUAUAUAAAUAUAUAUAAACUAAUCGGUAGCUACGAAUUUUUGGGAUUUAGCUAAUUGUGAGAGGCAGCCCCGUAACAAUAAAGAUACAGAUAAUUUAAAGACAAGCAAAUCGGUUUAUGUCCACUCGUAAUUGAUAAGUUUUAUAUACAUACGAACAAAGUACAUUUAUAAGUAGUAGAAACAAGUCAUGUGCUGGGCUGAUUUUUUACUCCGACAUACAUACGAGUAUAAGUUUCUUCCAAACUACUGACUAUGAUUUUCAUUGAGCUCAUCAACAAAAGUAAUUUCUUCCGCUCAUUAACUUCCAGCAAAAAGUUCUCUAAAACCGAAACUUCUUUAUACGAAUACUACCCUGAUUCCUCCUCCUGUCGCCCAAUGCAUGACUUUGUGUCUUGGCCAAGAUUUAAGGUAAUUAAUGCAAUUGAUUACGUACACAGAUUCAUAUACACACACCAGCGAACAUAUGAUGAUUCCUAACACACACUCACACACUUAGAGCCUAGUUAAUAAACAGUUUUGCAUCUCCAUAGAUCAACCUAGGACCAUAAGUUGUUAAUAAUAGUUACAUAACUAUUUUUAAAAACAAUUUUGCAAACCAAACUAAUAAUAUGAAGUCUAGUUUUAUUUGCCUAUAAUUUAAAACUUAGACAAGGCCAAUAAGUACAUUAAAUAUAAAUAUAAAUUUAAAUACACACUUAGAUAAACCGAGAAAUAUAUAUAUAUAUAAAAUGGUAUUUACUAAUAAUAUGAACAAUUAUUGGAUAGCAAUUAUUAAUUGUUUUUUAAACAAGAGUAGCGGACAUUGCACAACUAACAGCAAAACUAGAAAGUGGUUUGCAAAAAAUUGCGGGCAGUCAAAUUUUAACAACACACACGCAGACAUAUAUAAGUACAUAUCAGUUUGGCAAAAAAAAAAGGAAAAUAAUAAUAAUGGUAAAAUAAUGAAAAGCAUAAUCGUGUCACAUACAAACAUACACACAACUCCAAGCAAUUUAACUGAGAGGAAUAAAUUACAAAAUAAAAACGUAUCUUUGUUUUUUUUUCGUUCAUUACUCACCAUUUCAGUGAUUUUUUUAUUUCAACCUUUUCAUUUUAUUUGGAUUACAACCAUGACAAUCGUGAUACUAAUUGUAGUUGUUUACACGACGAUGAUGCAAAAUGCACAAGUAAAAUAAUAAUAAUAAUGAUAUUGAUAAAUAAACUAUUGAAUGAGACAAAGUGAACAAAUGAAUUAUGGCAAAGCAAACAUUCUGAAAAAGCUGCUGGUAUUGCAAUCUUUUUUUCACCUAACCAUUAUUUUGGUAUUCUACCCAAAGUCCCACUACCGAAAUCGAAAAUAAAACCCCAAAUGGAAUUUAUAUCAAAUAAUAUUGUACAUAUAUAGCAAACGGACUGGAAUGUUCAUUAUGUUUAUUCAAGCCAGCGUUUAUUUCCAAUUAUUUUUUCAUUUAAUACACAGCGGCUAAAAAAUACGAAAUUUAAAUAAAAAAGAAGAAGUUAAAGUAGUGAAUAAAAAACUGAA